AUGGGCCCCCGUACCGACUCGUCAUGCUGCUGCCAGGCCCGUAAUCUGUCAUGGGCCCCUGUACCGCCUCCUCAUGCUGCUGCCAGGCCCGUAAUCUGCCAUGGGCCCCCGUACCGACUCCUCAUGCUGCUGCCAGGCCCGUAAUCUGUCAUGGGCCCCUGUACCGCAUCCUCAUGCUGCUGCCAGGUCCAGAGUGUGUCAUGGGUCCCUGUACGGCCUCCCAUUGCUGCUGUCUCCAUCGCCACACUCUGCCAUGUGCCACUUUCAGGUCUCCUCACACUGCUGGUGGGUUCCAUUUUUUCAUAGGGUGCUGUAUGGCCUCCCAUUGCUGCUGCCUCCACCGCCACACUGUGGCUCCACACUCUGGUUUUGGCCCCGUGACUGCCCAAAUGAGUGAAGUGUGCGGUGAUUCUAAGAUCGACGGCACUCAUCUGCAUGUCAUACUGACUGACAGUAUUAUUUCUCUUCCCCAGCAGACUCCAAGGGCAUUUAAAUUAAAGGUACAGUGUUCUGCACUAAUAUAA
This is a messenger RNA of Staurois parvus, 524 nucleotides long. The record is from the annotation of a GenBank genome assembly. NCBI's taxonomy places the organism in Eukaryota, Metazoa, Chordata, Amphibia, Anura, Ranidae.